Sapajus apella (tufted capuchin) is the source of this 5208-nucleotide messenger RNA. It is a transcript of the gene PNPLA6, whose product is annotated as patatin like phospholipase domain containing 6. Gene Ontology annotation, biological process: phosphatidylcholine metabolic process. Gene Ontology annotation, cellular component: endoplasmic reticulum. Gene Ontology annotation, molecular function: phosphatidylcholine lysophospholipase A1 activity. Lineage: Eukaryota; Metazoa; Chordata; Mammalia; Primates; Cebidae. Bases 1025 to 5008 code for a protein of 1327 amino acids. The transcript has 35 exons. The record is from RefSeq and is a predicted model, not a curated record.
UUUAAAGGGGCCGCGCCUGCAGAGUCGGCCUGAAUGCUAACGGUGUUGGUGCGGAGUGGACCCCGGCUGCGGCCCUUGGGUGUUUCCGCACCGGUAGCCAGGUGUGCCCUGGGGUGGAAGAGGACCUGCCACCCAGGAAUUUUCCAAGAAACGAAGCCUCCAGGAUUCCUUCCCCCGACCCCCGAAUUUCCAUUAAUACUCAAGCGGUGUCCGAAACAUCCUCAGCUUCCCAAAAAAAUCCCAGUAAUAUUCCAGCAUGUCUCAGUAUCUUCCAAGGAGACAGGACGCCCUCCCCAGGCCCGCACUCAUAAGCACCCCAGGAAUGUACCCACCCACCUCCUGGUUUUCCCAGCAGUAGUCCUGUAAUCUUCAGAAUCUCUCAGUAACUUUCCAGUACCCUCCCACCCCCACCCCAGUAAUCCCAGCGUCCCUGGUUACGCCUCCCAGCAAUGGCGCCAGCAUCGGUCCCGGAGUCCCAGUGAUGCUCCGUGCCAUAAAGCCCCCGUAACUUCACUACUACGUGGUAGUAAAUCUCCAGCAAAACCUGGCAGCGCCUUGCAAAUCCACGCCACCCCAAGCAUCCCAGGACUCUUCUGAAACAGGGCAGUGACCCAGAAGGAAGUCACCAGCUGCAAGGAACUGUGCCCUGCGGGUACCUGCCUGCAGGCUGCUGACAGUGGGUGCCAGGUCGGCCUUUGGCCCCAGGGUGGGGUUGGACGGGCGGGGCGUCUGGUAGGCCCUAGGAGUAGGCGAAGGGAGCCAGGCAGGAAGCCCGGGACCUGCCUCACCUCCUGGCCGGGGCCGGGAGGUCGGUUUGCCCCAUCCCUUAGUCCUACCGCGUCCCUGUAGCCGCGCCCCUGACAGUUGGCGAAGCUACCCCCCCAGGGGGCGGGGUUCGAGCUGGGGGCAGGGCUUGAGGCAGGGGAGGGUCGGGCCCAGAUUGACAACUUGCACGGAUUCCUUAGACUCCUUGACUUCCCAGGACCCCGGGCUAGCAGAUCUGCUGUCCAGCUGGAAUCCACCGAUGGAGGCUCCGCUGCAAACAGGAAUGGUGCUGGGCGUGAUGAUCGGGGCCGGAGUGGCCGUCGUGGUCACGGCCGUGCUCAUCCUCCUGGUGGUGAGGAGGCUGCGAGUGCCGAAAACCCCAGCCCCGGAUGGCCCCCGGUAUCGGUUCCGGAAGAGGGACAAAGUGCUGUUCUAUGGCCGGAAGAUUAUGCGGAAGGUGUCACAGUCCACUUCCUCCCUCGUGGAUACCUCUGUCUCCACCACUUCCCGGCCACGCAUGAAGAAGAAACUGAAGAUGCUCAACAUCGCCAAGAAGAUUCUGCGCAUCCAGAAAGAGACACCCACGCUGCAGCGGAAGGAACCCCCACCCGCAGUUCUGGAGGCCGACCUGACCGAGGGUGACCUGGCUAACUCCCAUCUGCCCUCUGAAGUGCUUUAUAUGCUCAAGAAUGUCCGGGUGCUGGGCCACUUCGAGAAGCCACUCUUCCUGGAGCUUUGCCGCCACAUGGUCUUCCAGCGGCUGGGCCAGGGUGACUAUGUCUUCCGGCCAGGCCAGCCGGACGCCAGCAUCUACGUGGUGCAGGACGGGCUACUGGAACUCUGUCUGCCAGGGCCUGAUGGGAAGGAGUGUGUGGUGAAGGAAGUGGUUCCCGGGGACAGCGUCAACAGCCUUCUCAGCAUCCUGGAUGUCAUCACCGGUCACCAGCAUCCCCAGCGGACCGUGUCUGCCCGGGCGGCCCGGGACUCCACGGUACUGCGCCUGCCGGUGGAGGCGUUCUCUGCUGUCUUCACCAAGUACCCUGAGAGCUUGGUGCGGGUUGUGCAGAUCAUCAUGGUGCGGCUGCAGCGAGUCACCUUCCUGGCGCUGCACAACUACCUGGGUCUGACCAAUGAGCUCUUCAGCCACGAGAUCCAGCCCCUGCGCCUGUUCCCCAGCCCAGGCCUCCCAACGCGCACCAGCCCUGUGCGGGGCUCCAAGCGGAUGGUCAGCACCUCAGCUACAGACGAGCCCAGGGAGACCCCUGGCCGGCCACCUGACCCCACCGGGGCUCCGCUGCCUGGACCUACAGGGGACCCUGUGAAGCCCACAUCCCUGGAAACCCCCUCGGCCCCUCUGCUGAGCCGCUGCAUCUCCAUGCCAGGGGACAUCUCAGGCUUGCAGGGCGGUCCCCGCUCUGACUUCGACAUGGCCUAUGAGCGUGGCCGGAUCUCCGUGUCCCUGCAGGAAGAGGCCUCUGGGGCAUGUCAGGCAGCCCCCGCUAGGACCCCCACUCAGGAGCCGCGUGAGCAGCCGGCAGGUGCCUGCGAAUACAGCUACUGUGAGGAUGAAUCAGCCACCGGUGGCUGCCCCUUCGGGCCCUACCAGGGCCGCCAGACCAGCAGCAUCUUCGAGGCUGCAAAGCGGGAGCUGGCCAAGCUGAUGCGGAUCGAGGACCCCUCCCUCCUGAACAGCCGAGUCUUGCUGCACCACGCCAAAGCCGGCACUAUCAUUGCCCGCCAGGGCGACCAGGACGUGAGCCUGCACUUCGUGCUCUGGGGCUGCCUGCACGUGUACCAGCGCAUGAUCGACAAGGCAGAAGACGUAUGCUUGUUCGUGGCGCAGCCCGGGGAGCUGGUGGGGCAGCUGGCGGUGCUCACUGGAGAACCUCUCAUCUUCACACUGCGAGCCCAGCGCGACUGCACUUUCCUGCGGAUCUCCAAGUCCGACUUCUACGAAAUCAUGCGCGCACAGCCCAGUGUGGUGCUGAGCGCGGCGCACACAGUGGCAGCCAGGAUGUCGCCCUUCGUGCGCCAGAUGGACUUCGCCAUUGACUGGACGGCGGUGGAGGCAGGACGUGCGCUGUACAGGCAGGGGGACCGCUCCGACUGUACCUACAUCGUGCUCAACGGGCGGCUGCGUAGCGUGAUCCAGCGAGGCAGUGGCAAGAAGGAGCUGGUGGGCGAGUAUGGCCGUGGUGACCUCAUCGGCGUGGUGGAGGCGUUGACCCGGCAGCCGCGAGCCACGACAGUGCAUGCGGUGCGCGACACGGAGCUAGCCAAGCUCCCCGAGGGCACCUUGGGUCACAUUAAACGUCGGUACCCGCAGGUCGUGACCCGCCUUAUCCACCUGCUGAGCCAGAAAAUUCUAGGGAAUUUGCAGCAGCUGCAAGGACCCUUCCCAGCAGGCUCUGGGCUGGGUGUCCCCCCGCACUCGGAACUCACCAACCCAGCCAGCAACCUGGCAACAGUGGCAGUCCUGCCUGUGUGUGCUGAGGUGCCCAUGGUGGCCUUCACACUGGAGCUACAGCAUGCCCUGCAGGCCAUUGGUCCCACGCUACUCCUUAACAGUGAUAUCAUCCGGGCACGCCUGGGGGCCUCCGCGCUGGAUAGCAUCCAAGAGUUCCGGCUGUCAGGGUGGUUGGCCCAGCAGGAGGACGCACACCGCAUCGUACUCUACCAGACGGACGCCUCACUGACGCCCUGGACCGUGCGCUGCCUGCGCCAGGCCGACUGCAUCCUCAUCGUGGGCCUGGGGGACCAGGAGCCCACCCUCGGCCAGCUAGAGCAGAUGCUGGAGAACACAGCCGUGCGUGCUCUCAAGCAGCUCGUCCUGCUGCACCGAGAGGAGGGCGCGGGCCCCACGCGCACCGUGGAGUGGCUCAAUAUGCGUAGCUGGUGCUCCGGGCACCUGCACCUGCGCUGUCCACGCCGCCUCUUCUCGCGCCGCAGCCCCGCCAAGCUGCAUGAGCUCUACGAGAAGGUUUUCUCCAGGCGGGCGGACCGGCACAGUGACUUCUCCCGCUUGGCGAGGGUGCUCACAGGGAACACCAUUGCCCUCGUGCUGGGCGGGGGCGGGGCCAGGGGCUGUUCACACAUUGGGGUGCUGAAGGCAUUAGAGGAGGCGGGAGUUCCUGUGGACCUGGUGGGCGGCACGUCCAUUGGCUCUUUCAUCGGGGCCCUGUACGCGGAGGAGCGCAGCGCCAGCCGCACGAAGCAGCGGGCCCGGGAGUGGGCCAAGAGCAUGACUUCAGUGCUGGAACCAGUGUUGGAUCUCACGUAUCCAGUCACCUCCAUGUUCACUGGCUCUGCCUUUAACCGCAGCAUCCACCGGGUCUUCCAGGAUAAGCAGAUUGAGGACUUGUGGCUACCUUAUUUCAACGUGACCACAGAUAUCACUGCCUCAGCCAUGCGAGUCCACAAAGAUGGCUCCCUGUGGCGGUAUGUGCGCGCCAGCAUGACGCUGUCGGGCUACCUGCCCCCGCUGUGCGACCCCAAGGACGGGCACCUGCUCAUGGAUGGCGGCUACAUCAACAACCUGCCAGCGGACAUCGCCCGCAGCAUGGGUGCCAAAACGGUCAUCGCCAUCGAUGUGGGGAGCCAGGAUGAGACAGACCUCAGCACCUAUGGGGACAGCCUGUCCGGCUGGUGGCUGCUGUGGAAACGGCUGAACCCCUGGGCGGACAAAGUGAAGGUUCCAGACAUGGCCGAGAUCCAGUCCCGCCUGGCCUACGUGUCCUGCGUGCGACAGCUGGAGGUGGUCAAGUCUAGCUCCUACUGCGAGUACCUGCGCCCGCCCAUUGACUGCUUCAAGACCAUGGACUUCGGGAAGUUCGACCAGAUCUAUGAUGUGGGCUACCAGUACGGGAAGGCGGUGUUUGGAGGCUGGAGCCGUGGCAACGUCAUUGAGAAAAUGCUCACAGACCGGCGGUCUGCAGACCUCAAUGAGAGCCGUCGUGCAGACGUGCUUGCUUUCCCAAGCUCUGGUUUCACCGACUUGGCAGAGAUUGUGUCCCGGAUUGAGCCCCCCACGAGCUACGUCUCUGAUGGCUGUGCUGAUGGAGAGGAGUCAGAUUGCCUGACAGAGUACGAGGAGGAUGCCGGACCUGACUGCUCAAGGGAUGAAGGCGGGUCGCCUGAAGGCGCAAGCCCCAGCACUGCCUCUGAGAUGGAGGAGGAGAAGUCGAUUCUCCGGCACCGGCGCUGUCUGCCCCAGGAGCCACCCGGCUCAGCCACAGAUGCCUGAGGACCUCACCAGGGGUCACCCCUUUAUCCCCACCCCUGGACUGGGCUGGGGAUGGCCCUGUGGGGGUACUCAUUCCCCCUCCUGCUGCUAUGCCUGUGACCCCCGGGGCCCACACACUGGAAUGACCAGCCCCAAGGGGGCACAGUGCUGCACUGAUGACUUGACCAGUCCCCUCCCCUAAUAAACUCACCUAUUGGAAA